This is a messenger RNA of Perognathus longimembris pacificus (Pacific pocket mouse), 3818 nucleotides long. RefSeq names its product ADAM metallopeptidase domain 17 (gene Adam17). Lineage: Eukaryota; Metazoa; Chordata; Mammalia; Rodentia; Heteromyidae. The record is from RefSeq and is a predicted model, not a curated record. Gene Ontology annotation, cellular component: plasma membrane. Gene Ontology annotation, molecular function: metalloendopeptidase activity. Gene Ontology annotation, biological process: Notch signaling pathway; membrane protein ectodomain proteolysis.
GGUCCUGGAAGCCUGGCUGGGGUUGCCGGUGGGCGGCGCGGGCGGGAGAGGCGUCUCCGGGGCCGAGCCGGGCCGGCGGCUCCUCUCCUCCUCAUGUGAGCGGGCUUCGAGGCCCCGUCAGGCGAAGCUGUCCCGCGGUGGGCCCGGCAGCCGGCCGGGAACAUGAGGCGGUGUCUCCUCCUCCUGACCAGCUUGGCUCCGCUGGUGCUGGCGCCGCGACCUCCGGACGCCGCGGGCCCCGGCUCCCCCCAGCGACUGGAGAAACUUGAUUCUCUGCUCACAGACUACGAUAUCCUCUCUCUGUCUAAUAUCCAGCAGCACUCAGUGAGGAGGAGGGAUCUACAGGCUUCCACACAUUUAGAAACACUACUCACGUUUUCAGCUUUGAAAAGGCAUUUUAAAUUAUACUUGACAUCAAGUACUGAACGCUUUUCACAGAAUUUCAAAGUUGUGGUGGUGGAUGGUAAAAAUGAAAGCGAGUACACUGUAAAAUGGCAGGACUUCUUCAGUGGACAUGUGGUUGGUGAGCCCGACUCUAAGGUUCUGGCCCAUAUAGGAGAUGAUGAUGUUACAAUAAGGAUCAACACAGACGAGGCAGAAUAUAACAUAGAGCCACUGUGGAGGUUUGUUAAUGAUACUAAAGACAAAAGAAUGUUAGCUUACAAAUCAGAAGAUAUCAAGAAUGUUUCGCGCUUGCAAUCUCCAAAAGUAUGUGGUUAUUUAAAUGUAGAUAAUGAAGAGUUGAUUCCGAAAGGGCUUAUAGACAGAGAGCCACCUCAAGAGUUUGUUCAUCGGGUGAAGAGAAGAGCUGGUCCUAACCCCAUGAAGAACACAUGUAAAUUAUUGGUGGUAGCAGAUCAUCGCUUUUAUAAAUACAUGGGCAGAGGGGAAGAGAGCACCACUACCAAUUACUUAAUAGAGCUGAUUGACAGAGUUGAUGACAUAUAUCGGAACACUUCGUGGGAUAAUGCGGGUUUUAAAGGUUAUGGAAUACAGAUAGAGCAGAUUCGCAUUCUCAAGUCUCCACAAGAGGUAAAGCCUGGUGAAAGGCACUACAACAUGGCCAAAAGUUACCCCCAGGAAGACAAGGAUGCUUGGGACGUAAAGACGCUACUAGAGCAAUUUAGCUUUGAUAUAGCUGAGGAGGCGUCUAAGGUUUGCCUGGCACAUCUCUUCACGUACCAGGAUUUUGAUAUGGGGACGCUUGGAUUGGCUUAUGUCGGCUCUCCCAAAGCAAACAGUCAUGGAGGUGUUUGUCCAAAAGCUUAUUAUAGCCCAGUGGGGAGGAAAAAUAUCUACCUGAACAGUGGUUUAACUAGCACAAAGAAUUAUGGUAAAACCAUCCUUACAAAGGAAGCGGACCUGGUUACAACGCAUGAAUUGGGACACAAUUUUGGUGCAGAACAUGACCCGGAUGGUCUGGCAGAAUGUGCACCCAGUGAGGACCAGGGGGGGAAAUACGUCAUGUACCCCAUAGCGGUGAGUGGCGACCACGAAAACAACAAGAUGUUUUCGAACUGUAGUAAACAGUCCAUCUAUAAGACCAUUGAAAGUAAAGCCCAGGAGUGUUUUCAAGAACGCAGCAACAAGGUGUGUGGGAACUCCAGGGUGGAUGAAGGAGAGGAGUGUGACCCUGGCAUCAUGCACUUGAACAAUGACACGUGCUGCAACAGCGACUGCACCCUGAGGCCCGGCGUGCAGUGCAGUGACAGGAACAGUCCUUGCUGUAAGAAUUGUCAUUUCGAGACCGCGCAAAAGAAGUGCCAGGAGGCCAUCAAUGCUACCUGCAAAGGCGUGUCCUUCUGCACAGGGAACAGCAGCGAGUGCCCCCCGCCGGGAAAUGUGGAAGACGACACGGUGUGCCUAGACCUGGGCAGGUGCAAGGACGGGAAGUGCAUCCCCUUCUGCGAGAGGGAGCGGCAGCUGGAGUCGUGCGCGUGCAACGAGACUGACAACUCGUGCAAGGUGUGCUGCAGGGACCACUCCGGCCGGUGCACGCCCUACGUGGACGCGGAGCAGAAGAACUUGUUUCUGAGGAAAGGAAAGCCCUGCACAGUGGGGUUCUGUGACAUGAAUGGCAAAUGUGAGAAACGAGUACAGGAUGUAAUUGAGCGAUUUUGGGAUUUCAUUGACCAGCUGAGCAUCAAUACUUUUGGGAAGUUCCUGGCGGACAACAUCGUGGGGUCUGUGCUGGUGUUCUCGCUGAUAUUUUGGAUUCCUUUCAGCAUUCUCGUCCACUGUGUGGAUAAGAAGCUGGAUAAGCAGUACGAAUCCCUGUCCCUCUUCCACCCCAGCAACGUGGAGAUGCUCAGCAGCAUGGACUCGGCGUCCGUCCGCAUCAUCAAGCCCUUCCCCGCCCCCCAGACGCCAGGCCGCCUGCAGCCAGCCACCAUGCCGCCCGGGCCCGGGGCCCCCAGACUGGACCACCAGAGGAUGGACACGAUCCAGGAAGACCCCAGCACGGACUCGCACGCGGACGAGGACGGCUUUGAGAAGGACCCCUUCCCCAACAGCAGCACCGCCGCCAAGUCCUUCGAGGACCUCACCGGGCACCCGGUCUCCCGGAGCGAGAAGGCCGCCUCCUUCAAGCUGCAGCGGCAGAGCCGCGUGGACAGCAAGGAGACAGAGUGCUAGCGGGCCCGCGCCGCCCCGGUCACCCCCGGGGAACGGGGACCUGGCUGGCGGGUCGCGCGCGCCGCCCCUGCAGAGAGGCCUUUUCCUUUUGCAGAGGUAAGGUCCAAUCGGGUAUUUCCAGGCUCCCACGUUCUAGUUUUUUACUUUUAAAAUAUCCUUUGAUCUCUGGUGCCAAAGCAGAAUACAAAGCUGGAUUGGGUUCUGAGUAUUUGGUGUAAUCUGGCUUUUUAAAAUCGAUAAGGCACUGAUUUGGGAGGGGCCUUUUUUUUGUUCUUGUUUUUUUGCCGGCCUGGGCAUGGGUGCUCUCUAGCUCAAGGCCAGGGUUUUACCACUUGAGCCACAGCGCCACUUCCAGGUUUUGGGUGCUUAAUUGGUGAUAAAGAGUCUCAUGGUCUUUCCUACCUGGGCUGGCUUUGAACCACCAUCCUCAGAUCUCGGCCUCCUGAAUAGUUAGGAUUACAGACGUGAAUGUGAGCCACAGCGCCUGGCCAUCAGUUUUUUUUUGGUUUUAAAUACACUGUAAUGAUCCCAACUGACAAAGCAUUUGCCAAUUGUUGCGAGGACAUCGAAUACAGAUUUACUUAUUUAUUUCUGUCCUCAAAUAGAAGCAAAGGAGAUAAGCUAGUUAUUAUCUCCAAAAUGUUGCCUUGUUGCUAGGUAUUAAAGCUUUACAAGAAUUGUAAUCUUAAGCUAGAACUGGACAGUUAUUCGGAGGCUUAUAAGUAACGGCUAAAUUUGUAACUAUUUUGUCAGUUCAGGUCCCAAAUUUGCUGGGUGGGUUUUCCUGUUUAUAAAAUUUAUGUAUUUUUAAUACUGUCUGCCAUGCUCAAGUUCACUAUCCACAAAACCUAAAGAACUUCAGCCAAACCUGACCCACAAGACCGCGGCUGAGCUGGGUGGAGGGGGUGGGAGCACAGCUGUCCGUGACUGCUCUGUGCCUGUGGGCGGGGCCGUGGUUCUGCCUGCCACCUGGGUCCCACGCGUGCUGGGAGAACCACGGAGUCCUUCAGAAACCUCUGGCCUCGCACCAGACAGCCACGCACUUCCUGCUUUAGGAUUCCGGAUGCUCUGUUUUCAAAGGAUAAAAAUCUUACCCCGGUUUCUGUAAAAGUGGAGCAGGAAGCGUUUCCCCCUAAGAACCGAAAUGUGCUCAGCAGCCAACCCGCUUUCGCCAAGGCGACUUU